This is a messenger RNA of Symbiodinium pilosum, 624 nucleotides long. NCBI's taxonomy places the organism in Eukaryota, Dinophyceae, Suessiales, Symbiodiniaceae. The record is from the annotation of a GenBank genome assembly.
AUGGGAAAGACGACAUGGAAGUUUGGAGAUGUUGCUGCAGUUCGCACCAAGCGGCGUGAACUUCGGGAAGCGAUCACUGAGGAGCGCCGUGCGGAGAAGCUCCGCGCCCAGGAGGCUCGAAAGUCUGAGGAGGUCAAGCAGGAAAGGGUUCGGCGAGAAGUGUGCAGACCGCGCCGUUCCCGGCAUGAUUCAUGGCGGACCACGGAGCAUUUCCUCAUGGAUUCCUUUACACUGCAUGGCCAAGAUGACGACUGCGACCUGGCAAUGGCAGCUCAGCUGGGCUUGGAUGACGAAACCUACCGUCAACUCAAGUCGCUUGAGGGCCGAGAGAUUCGGCCAGAAGACUACGAUCUGCUGGGACGCCUUGAUGACAAUGUCAAGCGCGAAACCGGGUUAGAUGGCAAGCGCCUCAAGGUGUUUCCAACCGAAGUCUACGAGUCUGGCAACCAGGAACCAGAGAGUUGUGGUAUUUGCUUGGACGACUUUGAAACCGGCGAAGUUCUUCGAACGCUGCUUCCUUGCGGCCAUCGAUUCCACAAGAACUGUAUUGACCGCUGGCUGACAGAGACGUCUGCGCUGUGUCCUGUGGACAAGCUCAACAUCGCGGAUUACCAAUCGACUUGA